Apodemus sylvaticus (European woodmouse) is the source of this 2302-nucleotide messenger RNA. RefSeq names its product aarF domain containing kinase 1 (gene Adck1). Gene Ontology annotation, biological process: protein phosphorylation; mitochondrion organization; lipid homeostasis. NCBI's taxonomy places the organism in Eukaryota, Metazoa, Chordata, Mammalia, Rodentia, Muridae. The coding region runs from base 178 to 1749 and encodes 523 amino acids. The record is from RefSeq and is a predicted model, not a curated record. The transcript is spliced from 11 exons. Gene Ontology annotation, cellular component: mitochondrial inner membrane. Gene Ontology annotation, molecular function: ATP binding; protein kinase activity.
AGCACCCGCGCACAGAGCUCGGGCUGACCCUGCUGCCAGAUCGCGAGGCACGUGGAGAGCGGUGGGUCCGGUGCAGAUGUGCUCCGGGCCUUUGAGCCUAGGCGGACCUGGGAAGAAACUCGAGCCUGAGACCCUGUCACCCUAGCGGGAGCAAUCACGUGAUUCAGGGUCUGGGACAUGGCCAGAAAGGCCCUCAGGCUUGCUUCGUGGACCAGCGUGGCCCUUGCUGCAUCCGGUGUCUACCUCUACAGUAACAACUACUUGGACCCUAAUGACUUUGGCGCUGUCAGGGUGGGCAGAGCUGUUGCUACGACAGCUGUCAUCAGCUAUGACUACCUCACCUCCCUGAGGAGUGUCCCCUAUGGCUCAGAGGAGUAUUUGCAGCGCCGAUCCCAGGUCCAUCUCCGCUCUGCCAGGCGUCUCUGUGAGCUCUGCUGUGCCAACCGGGGCACCUUCAUCAAGGUGGGCCAGCACCUGGGGGCGCUGGACUACCUGCUGCCGGAAGAGUACACCAGCACGCUGAAGGUGCUGCACAGUCAGGCCCCACAGAGCAGCAUGCAAGAGGUCCGGCAGGUCAUCCGAGAAGACCUGGGCAAGGAGAUCCAUGAUUUGUUUCUGAGCUUCGACGAUACCCCUCUAGGGGCAGCCUCCCUGGCCCAGGUCCACAAGGCGGUGUUGCAUGAUGGUCGGACGGUGGCAGUUAAGGUCCAGCACCCGAAGGUUCAGGCUCAAAGCUCUAAGGACAUUCUCCUGAUGGAGGUGCUCGUCCUGGCUGUGAAGCAACUUUUCCCAGAUUUCGAAUUCAUGUGGCUGGUGGACGAAGCCAAGAAGAACCUGCCUCUCGAGUUGGACUUCCUAAAUGAAGGGAGGAAUGCUGAGAAAGUGGCCCACAUGCUCAGACACUUUGACUUCCUAAAGGUCCCCCAGAUCCACUGGGAGCUGUCUACCAAGAGGGUGCUCCUGAUGGAAUUUGUGGAGGGAGGUCAGGUCAACGACAGGGCCUACAUGGAGAAGAACCAGAUCGAUGUGAAUGAGAUCUCCUGCCACCUGGGCAAGAUGUACAGUGAGAUGAUCUUUGUCAAUGGCUUCGUGCACUGUGACCCGCACCCAGGCAAUGUGUUGGUGCGGAAGCGUCCUGACACGGGCAAGGCUGAGAUUGUCCUCUUGGACCAUGGGCUUUACCAGGUGCUCACGGAGGAAUUCCGCCUGGACUACUGCCAUCUGUGGCAGUCUCUGAUCUGGACCGACAUGGACAGGGUGAAACAGUACAGCCAGCGCCUGGGAGCUGCAGACCUCUACCCACUGUUUGCCUGUAUGCUAACAGCCCGCUCCUGGGACUCAGUCAAACGGGGCAUUGGGCAAGCUCCAGUCUCGGCUACUGAGGACUCAGAGAUCCGCAAUAAUGCAGCCUGCUACCUGCCUGAGAUCAGCCAGCUCCUGAACCAUGUGCCUCGCCAGAUGCUGCUCAUUCUGAAGACCAAUGAUCUACUCCGCAGCAUCGAGACCACCCUGGGCACGCGCUCCAGCGCCAGCUCCUUCCUCAACAUGUCUCGGUGCUGCAUCAGGGCGCUGGCUGAGCACAGGAAGAGGGAUGCCGGCUCAUUCUUCAGAAGGACUCAGAUAUCGUUCAGUGAGGCCUUUAGCCUGUGGCAGAUCAACCUUCAUGAACUUCUGCUUCGAGUGAAGGCCUUGAGGCUAGCUUGCUGGGUCUCAGCUCUCCUGGGCUGGCUGACUCGGGCUCCCCACUGAAUGUGACUGUCUUUCCCUGCCCCUUCCUAGUGUCUUUCCACACCUCACUCUUUCCUUCAUGCUGGGACUCUCCAGUGACCCAUGUCUGCCUGGAGUCGGCCUGUGGUCCCAGAGUGGUCAUCCAUGGCGCCAUCAACCUCUGCCAUUGGAGCCCCUGCCUUGUGGUGGCCUUGUCUUGGGGUCCUGGAAUGUACUGGAGAGUGAGUGCUUUCCUCUAGGGAGGGGAUAAAGCAACCUCUCUCCCGUCUCCUGCAUGUAUGUGCCAUUGACUUGGUCAUCCCUGUUUUUAUGAGGAUUGUGAGAAAGAACCAACCACAUGUGUCACAGGGGCAUGUUUAACUUGUAGGGAAUAAGUAGGGUCUCAGAACUUGCUGAAAACAGACUUUAUAUUUUUGCCAUAUCACUCCCAAAGGUGUCCCACCUCAGCGAGGAAGGCUGCAUCUGAGAGGGAACGAUGCAGCCGUGUGUGUGUGUCAUGGUGACACUUUCAGUGUUAUAUGUAUUGUUUAUUGUAAUAAACCCUUUCAAGGUGGCAGGGACUGUCCCUUCUGAA